Messenger RNA from Meloidogyne enterolobii, 2736 nucleotides. The record is from the annotation of a GenBank genome assembly. NCBI's taxonomy places the organism in Eukaryota, Metazoa, Nematoda, Chromadorea, Rhabditida, Meloidogynidae.
AUGUUUUUUGAUGAAGAUGUUUCUCAAGGUUCUAAUAAUGAAAACAUUAAAGAACCUGAACGAAAAAAUUCUACAGGCUUAAAGCCGUUAACUUUUCGUGAUUGUGUGCUUAGAGUUAAUGAAAUUUAUGAGAAGUCUACCAAUGUAUUGGAAGAUAAAGAUAAAUAUAAAGUCAUCCAACAAACGAUAAGACGUUAUUUUGAUGACGAAGAUCCUGAAGAUGUUUUUGAGGGUUUUCUGAAUCUAGUUAUUCAUUUGGAUAAGAUUACAACGUUAUUAGCAAAACAAUAUGAUCUGUCAUUGGUCAUAACUGCUCUCAAUUCCUACAAUGAUUUUCUUAUAGGCAAACCUGAAUUAAUUCAAAAAGCGCAGAAUAUUGAAGAUGUUGAAUUACUUACAAAUGCAUUAAAAAUUGUAUCAGUUCUCAAAGGGAAGCAUUUACAAUUAAUUGUAAAAACAUUUCACUUAAAUGAUGUUUCGAUGACUUUUGCUGCCUCAAAUAUGAUUAAUGAACUUCUCAUAGCUGAAGAUUUUGUAAAAGCUAUUCAAUGGAUGGCGCUUCUAAAUCUUCGGGAUCAUUACCCUUUUGAGCAGACUGUUUGCCGUCUUCUCCUUUUGGAAAAUGAUGAGUCUCUGAAACUUUUUGUUGGCGAGGCUGAAUAUAGGCACAAAAAGUUGUUGAAAAAGCUGGACGAACUUGUUGGUCUACACAUGAGACACCGGAAUGGAGUGGAUGAAUAUGAGAAUAGACUUAUAGCUGAUCACAAGAGACUUGUUAAACUUGCCAUUAAAUACGCGAAGAAGUACAAAACGCCUGACAGUGACAUUGCAAAUGUAAUGAUUCAACGUGCUUACGACGCUUUACUUUACAAUCAUUUUUGUUGGAAAGAUGGCAAACAUUCUUGGGUUCAUUUUGAAGAAUUAGCAUUGCCUCCACUAAGUCAGAGUGAAUUUAUUAGAGAAAAAUAUUUCAAUUUUCUGCUUGAUAAAGGUCUGGGCGAUAAGGCUUUGUAUUUUGCUCAUUUACUUAAACUUCCGGAGUCUCAAUACCCUAGAAGAUUGGCUUAUUUUAUGGAAACUAUACAGCCAAAUGAAAUUGACUCAAUUCGUGACAGCAUAACAAAGAAUCUUGAAAUUCGUAAACGAAAUCAAGAGAUUGAACAAGAAUUUGAUUGUUCUUUGGAUGAUGGAACGCCAAUUAUUCUGGUAGAUUCUUUAGAAUCUUUGGAUGAUGUUAUUGAAGUACUUCGAAAUGGAGGAGAGAAAUUAUUGGGAAUUGAUGCAGAAUGGAGACCACAUUAUCUUGCGGCCGAUGAAAAAAUUUCGUUAAUCCAAAUAGCCACCUCCAAAGUAGUUUAUAUUAUCGAUGUAUUACGUCUUGAAGUUGAAUUAGAAUUAACUGAAGAUGAAUGGAUCAACUUCUUUGAUGCUUUAUUUUGUACUCCAAAUGUUAAAAAAAUCGGUUAUGAUUUUAUUAAUGAUAUUCGAGUACUUAAAAGUACUUUCUCUUUUAUGUCAAAGCUUUUCCUGAAGUCAAAUAAUAUUAUUUGUUUAUAUAAAUUGUUUGGGCAGAUUGCUCUAGAUCCUGAAUUUUCCGAAGCCGUUUUUGGAGGCAAACCUCUAAAAAAUUUGGGUCUUUCUGAUGUUGCAAAUUAUUUUCUUGGAAUUCAAGUGGAAAAAAGUGAAAGGACUGGAAAUUGGAGUCAACGACCUUUACGACUUGAACAGAAGAAAUAUGCUGCAUUGGAUGCUCAUUGUUUAGUUGAAUUAUACAAGAAAAUUGCUCCUUUAAUUUUAAAAUUACGUGAAGAUCAACAAAAUUCUUUGCAAAAUUGUGCCUUAAUUAAAUUUAUAAAUGAAGAGGAAAAGAAACAACAAAAUUUUGUUCUAGAUGAUGGCCAAGUUAUGGCAUCACAUGAACUUAAUGAUGAAGCUACAAAUUCGUCAGAUAGUCCCUUAAAGUCGAUUAAUGAUGUCAGAUUUGUUGUUGAUUCAAUGCUUUUUGGAUUAGGCAAAGUUUUGAGAAAAUGUGGCUUCGAUACUCGAUUAAUUGGUGAUCGUAAAAAAAUUGUGGAAUUUUGUCAAAUGGAAAACAACAAAGAUUUUAUUGUUUUAAGUACCGGAAAAGGCCAUAAACAAUUGGAAACUUUAUUAAAUCCUGAAAGAGUUUUCUUUGUUCCUAUCAGUACAACAAGAGGAGCAACUAAACCUUCACAAUUAGUUAAUCAUAUAAUGCAUGAAUUGAAAAUUUUAAUACGCCCAGAAGAUUUGUGGUCAAGAUGUGUUGAAUGUAAUAAAAGAGCUUUUGUGCCUGUUCCAAUGCAAAUUAUUCAAUUGCUUUUUUAUAUGAAUGCUGUUCGACUUGGAGCGGAUUGGUUAGAAAUUUCUGAAGAGGAUUUGCAAGAUUGUUUCCAGAAAUUAAAACUUGAAAGUCAACAAACAAUUAGAAUUACACCAGAAAUGCAUAGUGGAAAACAUCCAAGGAAAGACAGAAGUUUAUUGGGUAACAAAAAUUAUUUUGUGUACGAGGACAACUGUUUUGUUAUUUGCGAGACUCGUACAUGCGCAAUUGAUAUAAUAAAUAAACUCAUAUUAUCUAAUAAUAGCGGAGGUCCAACCUCAAUUCAUGUUGGACUAAAAUAUAAAAAAGAAACGUUUGAAGAUGUAGAGUUAGAAUUCUUUGUUUGUACUGAGUGUGGUAAGGUUCAAUUCAACAAUGCGGGUAGUGACGAUUAG